CUUUACCGUGCUUUCACUGUGCUGUAUUGCAGUUUGUUGUGCUUUUACUAUGGGACACGUCUAUAAGUGACAUAGAGAAAGGCACUAGAGCCCAAACGCUGGUCUGCUUGACUCAGUCUCUUCUCCAAAGCUACACAUUUGAGAUCUGUGGAAACGAAUCUGAGCACACAGCAUCUGAGACUUACAGAAUUAUCACAGGCGUUAACUACAGACACAGAUUCACACACUCCCUUUAUUUUUCUGUCCUGUCCUUGCCUUUACGUCCUCUCUCACGCUCUCUUCUCUUUUCUUGUUUUUCUCUCCUUCCCUUCCUGUUCCGCCCUCCUUCGCAAAACAGAACGACAAGCAGAACGACAACAGCAGAGAGCUGAAGGGGCUGGACCGCCACCUGUCCACAUCCUGCCCCCUGCUGGACAACGCGUCCCCCUUGAACGAGACCAGAGCGGGGGCAGUGGACAGCUUGAGGACAGUCCUGAGUAACAGCCAGGAGCUGGACAGCGGGGUGGGGAGGACGGACGAGAGCACGAGGUACGAGGAGUCCUCCGAGCACGACCUUCUGGGAGACGAGCACACCAGCAACACCACGACACCGGGGAGCCAGCGCAAAUUCCACUUCGGAGCUGGAGGGGGGGGAGGAGGGAGGAGCGAGACCUCCUCCCUGCACAGCAGAGACUUCCACUUCAGCACAGACUCCCUCCUGCCUCUGGACUGCGGCCCCGCUCUGGGCUAUGCUGGGGAGCCCUCUCUGGCUCUCAUGAUGCCGGGACUGACGGAGGAAGAGUUAGAGCGCUACAGGGAGCUGCUGGAGAUCAAGUGCCACUUAGAGAAUGGGAACCACCAUCUGUUCCCUAACCCAUACCCCUACCCGUACCCGAGGUGGGCAGAGACGGGGGGCGGGCUGCCCAAGAAGCUGGAUGUGAACCGCAACGAGAGCCUGGAGCACGAGAUGGCCAUGCUGGAGGAGGAGCUGCGCCACCUGGAGUUCAAGUGCAGGAACAUCCUGCGAGCUCAGAAGAUGCAGCAGCUGAGGGAGCGGUGCAUGAAGGCGUGGCUGCUGGAGGAAGAGGCCAGCAAGGCUGGACUGGGGCUGGGGCUGAGCGAGCCCCUCGCACACGAGCUGUCAGACAUCACGGAGCUGCCUGAGCGCUCGGACAAGGACACCACCAGCGCCUACAACACCGGAGAGAGCUGCCGCACCCCCGACCUCCCCUCCCUACCGGGGAGAGGCAAGGGGACCAACCUGAACCGAGCCAAGCCCGGCCGAGAGGGCAGCCCGGCCAAGUUCGGCUCGCUGUCCCAGGACAGGGAGAGCAGGUGCAGUGGGGGCGGCAAGAGGCACUCGGAGUCCAGGAGACACCCAAAAAGCAGCAGCAUCAGCCGGGAGCAGAACACCUCGACCAGCCCCUGCUUCUCCAGGAGGAGGCGCGGCGCGGGCGGCAGGCUGCCUGAGCACUACCAGAGCUGCUUGCAGCUGGGACGUCCCGGAGGGGAGGAGGGGGAGGAGGAGGACAGGGUUACAGAGAGCAGCGGGGGCCACCAGAGCCCAAUGAGCCUGGCUAGCAUGUGCCAGGACUCCCUGGUGGGUGACCAGAAAGCAGCUUCCUUCUCUCCUCUUCUUCCCCCCGAGCCCGUCCGGAUGGAGUGGAAGGUGAAGGUGCGCAGCGACGGGACGAGGUUUGUGGCCAAGCGGCCCGUGCGCGACCGGCUCCUGAAAGCGCGGGCGAUGAAAAUCAAGGAGGAGCGCAGCGGGAUAACGACGGACGACGACGCCGUCAGCGAGAUGAAGAUGGGACGCUACUGGAGCAAAGAGGAGAGGAAGCAGCACCUGGUCCGGGCUCGGGAGCAGCGCAAGAGAAGGGAGUUCAUGAUCCAGAGCCGGCUGGACUGCCUGAGGGAGCAGCACUCGCUGCAGCCGGGAGGGGAGGGAGGGGAGGGAGGGGAGGGAGGACGGAAGGCGGAGAUGAGCAUCAUUGCGCUCAGCCACAGGAAGACCAUGAAGAAGAGGAACCGUCGGAUCCUGGACAACUGGAUCACCAUUCAGGAGAUGCUGGCCCACGGUUCAAGGUCCGCGGAUGGGAAGAAGAUCUACAAUCCCCUGCUGUCCGUCACCACGGUGUAGCGGUGAGGGGGGGGUGUGGAACGCUAACCUUUUCAGAAACAAUUGAAACAGAAAAAUACAAUACAGCACAGUACAAUACAAUUCAAUACAAUACAAUACAACACAGUUCAGUGCAAUUGAAUACAGUACAGUGCAAUACAAUACAGCUUAAAUCCUAAUUCCUAAAGGAAUUAAGAGAUGGGUAUUAAUCAUCAAGGAAUGGUCUUGAAUACCUCCAGAACAAUUUAAACACCUUGCAGACUCACAACCUGCCCCAUGGUGUGCACCCUAUUGACAGUGCUAUGGCAGGUGAGACAGUCCCAUGCUGUGCUAUUGACAGUGCUACAGCAGGUGAAUCAGUCCCACGCUGUGCUAUUGACAGUGUUAUGGCAGGUGAAUCAGUCCCAGCUUUUUUGUAAGCCUGCUGUGCUGAAAGACUUCACAGUUGCUUUCCUUCCUUACUCUGCGAAUCACAGCAGAGAGAUCUCUGUUGUUAUCUGUUUGUUUACCUGUAUAGAAACUGAACUGGUGUAUUUAGCUCUGGGGCGGGGCGAGCCUGUGUUAUAUUUUUUGUUUUUGCUUUUGAAAAAAACGGAGAGAAACAUUAUCUAAAAAUAAAAAAAAUAACGAAUGUGGAAUCGUUGACCAUUGGAAGUUCUUCAGCAGGACUGUAAUCGUCGGCUGACUUCGGAUCCCAAACGGGAUUGCACUGGGAGAUGUACCCGCUCCCGAGUUCUGUACAGGAAAAAAAGUUUGACCAAAAACGCAUGAAUUUUAAUUCAACGUCUUUAAAAAUUAAAAUUAAAAUUAAAAUCAGAGGAUAUAUCACGACAGCCAGAAAUGUUAACCUGUGUGCGUGUGCGUGUGUGUGCCUGUGCGUGUGCGUGUGCGUGUGCAUGCUUUAAUUUAUAUUAAUCCUUGUGUAUUUUUAUUUAUCUUACAUUUUAUUGACUAUAGCCUUACAAUGUGCGUUAUAAUGUUGCAAUCACUCAACACAGCUGGCAUAAUCAAGCUAUGGUAAAAUGUAUAUAAUAUAAAUAUCUAAUAUGCACAAUUCAAUCCUUUGGUGACAGCCUGAUCCAUCUUUAUAAAAGAUACCAGCGCCACCUAGUGACCGCUCACUUUUGGAUCAACUGUCCUUUUGUUUGGCUGACAACACACUCGCUGUGCACUAGAUGGCGCUCACAAACAUAAAGAUUGUAUGAUCUCCCGCCAGAGUUGCAGAUGUCUACAGCAGAGCAGCUAAAACUGAAGAGCAGCUCACUGUGAAACCAACACAGAUUUGUACAACAAUAAAAUAAAUAGUUAAAAACCAGUGAUCAGAAUGAUGGAAACAUCCUAAAAUAAAGUGAAGGAGUUGCCUGAAUCAGCAAUCAUUGCUGGUUUAAUUCAGCAAGUAUUGGGUCCAGAGUUCUCAUUGUGUGGGCGCCAGGGUGAAAAUUCAUAUUUAUUUUUUGCAGCAAGGAUAACAAAAUAAUAUUGUCUUUGAAUUCUCUUAUAAAAGUUU
Molecule: messenger RNA, 3605 nt
Organism: Polyodon spathula (Mississippi paddlefish)
Lineage: Eukaryota; Metazoa; Chordata; Actinopteri; Acipenseriformes; Polyodontidae
Product: PDZ domain-containing protein 4-like
Exons: 2
Coding region: 755-2119 (454 amino acids)
Source: RefSeq, a predicted model, not a curated record